AUGGCCGAAAGAAUCCUGAUGAACGAGUUCAAGGAACUCUCGAAGGAGCCCUGGGUCAACAUUGACUUACUCAACGACAAUUUCUUUAACUGGGAGAUUGGGCUUAUCGUGCUGAACCCGGACUCCCUAUUCUACGGCGGCUACUUCAAAGCGUCCAUGAAGUUCCCUUCGAAUUACCCUUACUCGCCACCAGAAUUCCGUUUCAAGCGCCCCCUUUACCACCCGAACAUCUACACCGACGGCAAGCUCUGCAUCUCCAUUCUCCAUUCUCCCGGCGAGGACGAAAUGUCUGGGGAGCUCGCCUCCGAGCGCUGGUCGCCGGCCCAACGCGUCGAGUCCGUUCUCAUUUCGAUUCUCUCUCUACUUGAUGAUGCCGAAGUAUCUUCGCCUGCAAACGUCGAUGCCAGUGUUCUCCUGCGCAAGAACCCCGAGUCCUACAAAGAGAUGGUGCGAAAGUGUGUGGAGGAGUCCAAGAAGGAUAUCCCUGAAGGAUUUGAGAUGCCGACCCACGAGAGUACGACCAAGGCUGCCUCAAAGCAGACAAAGGACGACGAGUCAGAUUUUUGGGCCGAGAGCGAUGUUGACAGUGAUAUGUUCGGUGGAAGUGGGAGUGACCAGGAAGAGGUCGACUCGGAUGCGUUCGACGACUCGAUGAGCGACGAGGAGUAA
Messenger RNA from Aspergillus mulundensis, 669 nucleotides. RefSeq names its product putative ubiquitin conjugating enzyme (UbcC). Gene Ontology annotation, molecular function: ubiquitin conjugating enzyme activity. The transcript is spliced from 2 exons. Gene Ontology annotation, biological process: proteasome-mediated ubiquitin-dependent protein catabolic process; protein polyubiquitination. Lineage: Eukaryota; Fungi; Ascomycota; Eurotiomycetes; Eurotiales; Aspergillaceae. The record is from RefSeq and is a predicted model, not a curated record. Bases 1 to 669 code for a protein of 222 amino acids.